AUGUGUAAUCCUGCACUCUAUGUGCUUUUGGGAUUACUUUUUUAUGCCCAGUACCGGUGCUGGGAGUGUCCCGGUAGCUGCGAAUGUUUUGCGGUCACGCGUACAGUGAAAUGUAUCUUUGAAGAUCUUCCCUCAGUGCCUCAAAAAGGGAUCCCAGGCUAUGCAAGGACUCUCAUCAUCACGGGAAAUAAUAUUUACAGGAUUGGAGCAGAUUCUUUUGCAGAGCUGGAGAAUGUUUCCAAUGUCAUGUUGAGCAAUAAUGGCAUCACAGAGAUGGCCUCCCACAGCUUCUCUGCCCUCAUCAACCUGCGCUCCCUGGAUUUGAGUGGCAACCAGCUGGCGCUCAUACACCCGGAGGCUCUCAGUAUCCCCGGCAGCCCACUGCAGGAUCUCAACCUUAGUCGCUCGCUUUAUAACUUCACAGCCCUGACAGACCUCACCACAGCUCUGCGAUGGGGGGACCUUCGGGGGCUCCUCCGUCUGGACCUCUCUGGGAAUCACCUGGCGCUUCUCCCCCCGGGAAUGUUCUCCCACCUUCCCAAUCUGCAGCAUCUCUUCCUCGCCAACAAUUCUCUCACGGCGGUCUACAGCGGAACCUUCUCUGGCAUGAUGGACUUGAAGGCGCUCGACUUGACGCACAAUGCAUUUGAGGCAUUUAAAGAUGACGAUCUCAAAGAGUUGGAGAACCUUGGGAACAUCCGAAUCCUUCUGGGAAACAACCCUUUUUCCUGCUCCUGUGAAAUCAAGAGUUUUGUCACUUGGUUGAACGAGUCGCGGGCUCAAGUGGACAGGGAGGGUGUGCGGUGCGCGUCACCUAAGGAGCUGAACAACACCCGGGUGAGAGGGCUCGAUGUGCAAGCCAUCGGCUGCGUCGUCCCGAUCCAAGCAGAGAUUACCGACCUAACCCUACAGACGUCAUACGUCUUCCUGGGGCUGGUGCUGGGCUUUGUUGGCAUAGUCUUCCUCUUUGUGCUCUACCUCAACCGCAGAGGCAUGAAGAGGUGGAUUAUCGAAAUGAGAGAUGCAUGUCGGGAUAUAAUGGAGGGUUAUCAUUACCGAUUUGAGAUCGACUCAGACCCUCGCUUGGGACACAUCUCGGCACACAACGGCGGCAGAGAGAAUGUAGGAUUAUCCCUGUCGCAGCAGUUGCCCAAUGACACUUGCAUCGUUCCUGCAGACACGCAAGUCAAAACCCCACAUGGAACCCUAACAUCUACCACUGAAACUAGAAGGAUUUAAAAUGCUGUAAAUUUAACCAUUUACUGCCAGUAGGUUUAUUUUAUGUCUCUGAGAUUGUGCAUGUACUGCAGAUGUAACAAAUAAACCUUACUUUUUAAAGUGCCUUCAUGCGUGGAUGGCACCAGAGCUUUA
Messenger RNA from Nerophis lumbriciformis (worm pipefish), 1371 nucleotides. Its product is annotated as trophoblast glycoprotein-like. Gene Ontology annotation, biological process: negative regulation of canonical Wnt signaling pathway. Gene Ontology annotation, molecular function: protein binding. Lineage: Eukaryota; Metazoa; Chordata; Actinopteri; Syngnathiformes; Syngnathidae. The record is from RefSeq and is a predicted model, not a curated record. Gene Ontology annotation, cellular component: plasma membrane.